Molecule: messenger RNA, 1994 nt
Organism: Pelmatolapia mariae (spotted tilapia)
Lineage: Eukaryota; Metazoa; Chordata; Actinopteri; Cichliformes; Cichlidae
Gene: ppp4r2b
Product: protein phosphatase 4, regulatory subunit 2b
Exons: 9
Coding region: 113-1420 (435 amino acids)
Cellular component (GO): protein phosphatase 4 complex; cytoplasm; nucleus
Molecular function (GO): protein phosphatase regulator activity
Source: RefSeq, a predicted model, not a curated record
UAUUAAAAUGCUUCCUCCUCUUUGCCCGUCUGUGAGGUUGUAGCUUAGCAGCCGCAGCUAGCCGCCAGUCUGCUUUUUUACAUCUACAAGACUGACAGAGGGCAACGACGUGAUGGAAAUUGAUUCGCUUCAAGAAGCUCUCAGAGAUUUCGACAAGAAAGGAAAGAAGGAGCCAUCUCCUCUACUGGAACAGUUUCUAUGCCAUAUCGCCAAAACUGGCGAUACCAUGGUUCAAUGGUCUCAAUUUAAGAACUACUUUCUGUUUAAAUUGGAGAAAGUGAUGGAUGACUUCAGAGCCUCAGCACCUGAGCAAAGAGGUCCUGCAAAUCCCAAUGUGGAGUCAGUUCCAUUUGAAGAUAUGAAGGAGAGAAUUCUGAAGAUUGUGAAGGGAUACAAUGGAAUCCCGUUCACGAUCCAGCGCCUGUGUGAGCUACUUACAGAACCUAAGAGGAACUAUACAGGAACAGAUAAGUUUCUUCGGGGGGUGGAGAAGAAUGUAAUGGUGGUAAGCUGUGUCCAUCCAAUCUCAGAGAAAAAUGGAUGCAGUGCUGUGAAUAGAAUGAAUGGAGUAAUGCCUCCUGGAAACACAUCUGCGUUUACAGAGAGGAAAGUGAAUGGUCCAGGAACUCCACGACCACUGAACAGACCGAAAGUUUCUCUGGCCAGCUCACUAACAGCUAAUGGUCUGCCAGACAGCACAGACAACAAAGACACUGACACGGACCCAGAUGGCAACAAAGAUUCCAGUGAGGUUUCAGCGUCAGGUGGAUCUCCGGGAAGCUCGGUAAAGAACAAACACGAUGAAACAGAAGAGGACAUGGAAGCGGAACAGCAAGAGGUGAAGAGACUUAAGUUCAGCAAGGAUGAAGAGGAAGAAGAAGAUGAGGAGGAGGAUGAAGAGGAGGAGCAUGGGGUGGAUGCAUUGAGGCCUUCACAUGGCACCUGCCACUCAAAAGAAGCAGAAGCCAUGGUCCAAGAAGAGGAAGAAGAAAAGGUUGCAUAUAAGGAGGAUGAAGCCUCUAGCAGUGCUGCUGCCACUGAAGACCAAGAACCAACUAGCAGCACGGCGGCCGAUGCAUGUGCAGACUCGGGCCAGGAGGCCGAGCAGGCCGAGAGGGAAGUCCCGUGUGGCUCCGAGGACGAGGGCAGCGACAUGGAUCAGACAGAGCAGCAGGCACCCACAGGCGACCUGGAAAGCCCCGAGACCAGCAGAGACAGUGAGGAGAGCAACAGUGACCCAGUCAUCAGCAGCAGUAGCAGCAGUGAUAGCAGCUGUAGCAUAGAGGAGAGAGCAGAAGCGGCCAGUGAAGAUGUAGCUCUCACUCCCUCCAGCAGUACAAGUGAACCUCCUACAGAGGGCGAUAUGGGAAGUGCCAUCUUAAACACUGGGAACACCGAGGAGCCUAUGGAGCAGGACUAGACUGAGAGCCUCCCCUCCCUUUGCAGCCAUGUGUGACCAUAAACCAGCUUGUCCUUGACUCCAGCUUGACUGUCACUGGGAACGAGGACAGCACCUCAAACACAAGAAGAACGCCUCGUUACACUUUGGACACUCCUCCAAAAUGGCUACCUGGCACUGAUGUGGGCAUCCCAAAAAUUUUUUUCUUUUCCUUCUUUUUAACUGGAAUAUUUUAUUGAUCUUCCUCUCUUCUGUUUUUAAGUUUGCUUUUAAGUUUCCCUUAAAAGGGGUUGGUUUCUGCAGCUGUAUUUUUGUUUUUGUCUCUUUCACUGGGGUUGUUUGAGUUCUGUGGUGGUCUGGUUGUUUAAUGCCACUCACUCCAGCCAUUUUGACAUUAUUACAGGAUUGGUAGUCUUUAACCGUAGUGUAGCACACUGCCAGGGUCAGAACAGAGCUGCAUCAGAUCGUCAUUAUUUAAGAAUUUCACAUGUAAGCUAAAAAAAACCCAGCAAAUCUGUUCCUGACCUAAACUAUGGCAACCAACUAACCAACGUGUGUUCCACCAGAGAUGUGAGACCCCCCCCCCCCCCCCCCC